GUCAUACCGAUGACGUGUGGACCGCCGUACCCCACCCAAGGCAACCGUGUUGGUACGCGGUUGCCUGGCAACCGCAGUUAGCAAAGAAUUGCUCGAUUGUGAAGCUAGUGGCGUGGAGUUAUUUGGGCCUAUUUAGAAAUUGAAGGUAUCGUUUUUUUAAUAACCAAACCAACACAGUGACUGACAGCUAUAAAGAUUACUCAUAAGAAAUAUUUUGAUAAAGAGUAAAGCGGGAUCGACUGUCGUGUUGCUUACGCUAGUUGCGUGAGCUCAGGUAACUUUAUAUAUCGAUGUGGCGCACGGAUUUAAACUAUUGAAUAAUGCAACAGACCAAGAAGGCAGCGCCAAACAGCGGUACUGCUGUGUGAGCAGUUGGAUUAGCGUCACUCCUACACUACAACAGCUAGUUACGGUGCGACGUAACGGAAAAGAAAGACUUCUGUUGGCGUCCGCGAUGCCUGUGAGAGACGCCACCUACAACACCUCAAAUGUGGCCAAAUCACCAUCCUUAGCCGUCUCCGCUAUCAGGUAUUGGAGGGAUUCCCACCAUUUGGACAAAUUAGCCAUUGGUGACUCUAAAACAAAGGAGGAUGGGGUGGAAACAGCAGAGAGGAGGCAGUUGUCCAUAAACCUAAACCAGACACUGCGGACCAGGCAGCUCCUCAUAGGCUUUGAUGGGGACAAGCCCAUGUUGAGUCUCAGGGCACCGCAGGACCUGGUUAACUUCCCAUCCAUCUCAUGUGCCCGUUGGCCGACAGAGUGUGAGGUCAUCGACGACAUUAUCCAUCACAUAGAGUGGGAGCCCUCUGACCCAGAGCCAUUCUAUCAGCCCACAGGAUAUGAGAAGACACCAGUGCCAGUUGGAGAGGACAGAGGGAAAGUGGUGUACUGUAUUGAUCAUGCCACUAAGCGCCCCUUUUUCACCUGUUCUCGUGUUGGUGGAAGCAGAGGCCCCUUGAAGAGUGCCAUUUAUGACAUGAAUCAGACAGACUCCACCCUCACUUUUGAGUCACGCUUUGAGAGUGGGAACCUGCAGAAGGCAGUACAAGUGGGAGUCUAUGACUAUGAGCUCACCCUGCGUACAGACCUGUACACAACAAAGCACACGCAGUGGUUCUACUUCAGAGUCAGAAACAUGAAGGCUGGCGUGACUUAUCGCUUCACUAUAACCAACCUGAUGAAGAGCAGCAGCCUGUACUCUCAGGGCAUGAGGCCACUCGUGUACUCGGAGAGGGCUGCCAGGGAGAAGGAUGUUGGCUGGUACCGCACUGGUUCUAAUAUUAAACACUAUCGUAACUGUAAUGAGUCUGCAAAGGACAACGAUGACACGGUCCCCCUGUUUGCCCUCACCUGGACCCUUGAGUUCCCCUAUGACUCAGACACUUGCUACCUGGCCCACUGCUACCCCUACACUUACUCACACCUGCAGCAAUACCUCAUGCGGAUUUCAUCCAACCCAGUAGUUUCAUCGUACUGUAAAGUGCGGGUGCUCUGCCACAGUCUCGCCGGGAACGCUGUUUACAUGGUGACAAUAACGUCUCAGCGUGCUGGCAGGGUUGACGGCUGUACCAAAAAGGCCGUGGUGGUGACAGCUCGAGUGCACCCUGGGGAAACCAAUGGCUCCUGGAUGAUGGAAGGGUUCCUGGACUUUUUGCUUGGGGACUCAGAAGAUGCUCAGCUCCUCCGAGAUACUUUUAUUUUCAAGGUGGUACCAAUGCUAAAUCCAGAUGGCGUGGUGGUGGGCAAUUAUCGAUGCUCUCUGGCAGGCAGGGACCUUAACAGAAAUUACAAGACAUUGCUGAGGGAUUCCUUUCCCUGUGUGUGGCACACCCGAAGCAUGGUGGAGAGACUGAUGGCUGAGACAGAUGUCAUCCUUUACUGCGACUUUCAUGGCCACAGCCGCAAAAAUAAUGUCUUCAUGUAUGGAUGUAACAACCGAGGUGAUGCGUCACUGAAGCUUCAGGAGAGAAUCUUUCCCCUAAUGAUGAGCAAGAACACUAGUAACAAGUUCUCUUUUAAGAGCUGUAAGUUCCGGACACAGAGGAGCAAGGAGGGAACAGGCCGAAUCGCCAUGUGGAGACUUGGCAUCAGUAACAGCUACACAAUGGAGGCAACCUUUGGAGGAUCCACUCUGGGUGACAGGAAAGGAACACAUUUUACUACUCGAGAUCUGAAGUCCCUGGGCUUUUACUUUUGUGACACUCUGCUGGACUAUUGUGACCCGGAUCAAACAAAGAUCACUUACUGUCUGACGGAGCUGGCAGUGUUGAUAACAAAAGAAGUCAGAGACAGACUUGGCAAAACUGACUGUAAUUUCUCUGUCUCUGACUUGGAAACCAGCACCAGUGGAUCAAAUAGUUCAGACUCAGAUGGACUCCCGGUCCAUUUACUGAAUCAGUCAGCAACUUCCCAGUCAAAGCAAACUCCACUGAAGAAGAAGAAGAAACGCUUAAGGAGUCGCAAAGAGAGGAACAGGCUGCGUCCAGACAGAGUGAAGAACAACACACACCAGAAGGACGUCCAAAUUACCCUCAACAACAUUGAGUCUGGCCUCGCAUGUGAAAACUCAGUCAAGGAGAGCCUCCCAGAGAAGCCCGUUGGAAGACACAGGAAAAAAUGGCAGGUAAAUGGUCUGAUAAAAAAAGCUGUACCUCCUUCCACCGCUCAUGCUGGGGAGGUCAGUCAAGUGACUCUGUGGCAGGGCUGUGAGCCUGUCAAGAAUGAUUGUCUAGACACCACGAUGACUCCAUACCUGCAUCACAGGGCAAAAGCCUGUUCACAUCUAACCUCAUUAUCUCGCACAGUAUGUUUGACAGUUGAUGGGGUAGAUGUGGGACAUUGGAGCGGCCCCUCACAGAUGCUACACCUAAGCGCUAUCCAUCCAUCUUCACCGAAUGUUAAAUAUUACGCCCAGCAACAGCAUCACUGCCCACGACCAUACUACAUGUUCAACAAAGGCUACAGAGGGCUGCCACCUUCCCUUUCAUUGCCCCAAUGGUCUCCCUCAUUCGAGCUCACUGGGAUGGUACCAGACAUUGUUCCAACAAAGCGACUGGUGUCAGCCUUCACUGAGCAGGAUAUUUUUACAGACAAGUCUUUCCAGGUUUCAAAAUGUUGCAGUGUGCCUGAGAAUUCCUCCACCUUGAUCACUAAUAAACCCAUGACCAGUCCACAGAAUGAGGAGCAGGAAAACUCAUUUGAAGUGGGGUUGUCCAUGUUCAGAUGUUUACCACUUGGAGAGAACCAGAGAUGUGUGACCCAUGACAGUCUUCUAAGAGAAUCUGUUUCAUGCAGCAGUUUAUUUGACAAUGUGCUGAGGAGCACAGAUUUAAGAGGACAGAGACUGUACAAAGAAUCUCACAAAGACAGAAGGCUGAAAGGUGUUUUGCCGUCUUUGACAAAGCCUUCAGGCCUCACAGAGAUGGAACUUCGGUGUUCACAGAGUGACACUAUUCGUAGGCUGCAGGCCAAACACACCAAGCUGUGUCUACCUGGAGGAGAAAGCCAGAGUAUGGUUCCACAACAGGCACAGGCCGUACGACCAUCACAGUCUGCACCACUGUAAAUACUUGUUAUCUAGGCCUAAUUAUUGAUACACACUCACUGUGUUUUAAUUUACUUUAUUCACUGUGAAACAGCAAAAUGACAAUUGCAAAUCAAAUACAAAAAUAAAUACAAUUUCCCUUUUUCUGUCA
Molecule: messenger RNA, 3695 nt
Organism: Betta splendens (Siamese fighting fish)
Lineage: Eukaryota; Metazoa; Chordata; Actinopteri; Anabantiformes; Osphronemidae
Gene: agbl2
Product: AGBL carboxypeptidase 2
Exons: 22
Coding region: 455-3565 (1036 amino acids)
Biological process (GO): proteolysis
Molecular function (GO): metallocarboxypeptidase activity; zinc ion binding
Source: RefSeq, a predicted model, not a curated record